CGCCGAGUAUAUACGUCAUCAUCAAGCACCCCGAAGGUCCUCAUACAUGCAUGUGCUCGAGGUUUGUGGUGGCAAUUUUGAAGUGUCCCCUCAUGGCGAAUUCAUUCUCGCAGGAGCUCGAAGACCUCCUUAACCCGCUCCCCAAGUUUGCCGACCCCGAGGAUGACCAUGACGAGGCCACCAAAGCCCGGGUUAGCGAUACCUUCGCCGGGGACGACGACGAGGCUGCAGCGGAUGCCGAGGCCGGCAUCGGCGCCCUGCGGCGAAUAAACGCCAUCAUGCCAGCCGAGAGCGACGGGAGAUACCUGGGCAAGGCCGUCAGCAGACAGCAGCUCUUCCUCAUGGAUAUGGAGCAGGAUCAAGAUGAUGACCUAAGUAUUUGCAAUGAGGAGGAUGGCAGUGCGGAAGACCUAGAGGAAGAUGAUGACAAUGAGGAGGCUGAUGAGGACGAAGUGGAGACCGAUGAGGACGAAGUGGAGGCCGAUGAGGACGAAGUGGAGGCCGAUGAGGACGAAGAGGAGGCCGAUGAGGACGAAGCGGAGGCCGAUGAGGACGAAGCGGAGGCCGAUGAGGACGAAGCGGAGGCCGAUGAGGACGAAGCGGAGGCCGAUGCAAACGUGUCACUUGCUGCCGGCGUGAACAUCCACAAGCUGACGAGCGAAAUGGAUAAGCCCAGUGCGAGCGAGGACGACAGCAGCGACGAGACGGAGGACGACCAAGAAGAGGAGCGCGCCAUCUCCACCUUCUCCGAGGCCAAGGUGGACGAGGAGGUGGAGAAGAGCCGGGCGGUGCGGAACCAGCUGGCAGUGUGGGAGCGGCUCCUGGAGGCCCGCAUCAAGAUGCAGAAAGUGCUGGCUAGCGGCAACCGGCUGCCCGGGCCGCUUGUCCUCCCGCUCUUCCGCGCCAGUGGUGGCGCCGGGCUGGUGGGGGCUGUCAAGAAUGCGGGCAAGGCCUUGAAGGCUCUUCAGAGGUCCCUGCUGGAGCUUCACGAUCAGCUCAUGCAGCAGAGCUCUGAGCAAGUCCUCUUGGCUUUUGGCGAGGAAGAAGAUGACAACAAAGAGAGGAGUGCGCCCAAGCGCAAACUGGACAUGUCCGACUACCCUGAGAUGGCGUCCAAGCGUUUUGCUGCUUUCCGGCCAUAUCGUGACGCCACGCUGCAGAAGUGGCACGACAAAACCCGCCUGAGCUCAGGCAAGGGUGGCGGCGGCAACUUCGGAGCAUUUGAGCGCAACGUCGUGAGCCAAGUGGAGCAGAUUCUGAUGGACAAGGAGCGGCUGGUGCGACGCACGCAGACGCGGCGCUCAGAGUACCGCAUCCUCGGAACCGGCCCGGAGCGGGAGCUCGCCAGCGCCGACCCUUCGGAUGAGGAGCGUCAUCGGGAUCGUUUAACGCCUGCCGGAGGAAGCUCACACGAUGUUGACGAGGACAUCUUUGACGACGACGACUUUUAUCACCAGCUGCUGCGUGAGCUCAUCGAGCGCAAGACGGGCGGCUCCGACGCCAACCCGCAGGUGGCAGCGGGGCGCCAGUGGCUGCAGAUCCAGAAGUUGCGCAGCAAGAUCAAAAAGGUGGUAGACACCAAGGCCAGCAAAGGACGUAAGGUCAGGUUUGUCGUGCAUACCAAGCUGCUCAACUUCAUGGCGCCCGUCCUGUACGGACAGGACACCCUGGCGCACGACGCCCGCACCGAACUCUACCAGGGGCUCUUUGGACUCCGUCCACUCGUGUUGUCACCGGCCAUCUGUGACGUCACGACCCAGUGACAUGAAUGCCAAUCAACGCCUCGAUUUGUUAGUGCAGUGCUUGACCUUCAACCUUUUGACACAUUUAUAUUGUGGACCGCAAAGGGUCACUAUUGUGUGCUGUACAAUGCCAUCCAUUGAGUACCAAACUCUCCAUACCCUCUACUAUGUUAUGAACAACUGUUAUAUUGUACACAUUUGCUGGUGUCUCAGUGGAACAUCCUUUGCCACAAUUUGUCAAAAUUCCCAUCUAAACUUCAGUGCUAUCUAAUGUCUAAGUUUCUAUGGUGUGUGAGUAAAGACAAUCUUAGGGAACAAAGAACACAUGUAUAAAACCGGCCCCAAGUGCAUAUCUGCUGGCGGAGACGCCUGCUCUCAAUAUCUGCCACAGUACAUUGAACUACAUUAUGCAGUGCUAAUAUGUAGCAGAGAUGGGGACUCGAGUCACUGUGAUGUGGACUCGAGUUGGCUCGAGUCGCUGUUUUGAUGACUUGUGACUUGACUUGACAAAAAUAAAAAAACUUGAGACUCGACUUGGAAGUUAAAGACUCUGGACUUGACUUGAGACACGAUGAGUUGACUGACUUCCGUGUUAUUUAGUUUACGUUUUCAGUUUGAAUAUAAAAUGAAUAAUACAUUUAAAAAAGUAAUAUCGAUAACACGGUAGGAGCGUAGGCUGAGAAUGGGGUUGUCAUGAUUGGAUUGUUAUCCUGUCAAUCAAUCGUGCCCUCUCUACCUACCUAACGUGUUUAUUGUAGAAUCACGCCCCUUUAUAUCGGACAUGCACAAACGUGUCAGCAGGAGCGGUACCUUCGGCUAUCGUAAUUACCUUUAUGACGACAAAAGACGGACAGCACAGUGCAAGAUAUGCAAUAGAAACAUUUCAGACAGCCAGACGACUUUGUCCGUUUGAAGUUUAUAGAGCUCUGGUGUCUCCAGAUGUUACAGAUGAAACAUAAAAUGUUUCUAAUGCUCUUUAAUGUGUUUCUUCUUUCAGAUGUUUUUCAGAUUAUUUUUUCAUAUUUGCAACUCAAAUCUGUCAGACACUGUCGGCAGACGUUCAUUUGUUUAGAUUGAGCUGUCAAUCAUUGUAUGAGGUAAUUUCUUUUUUGUUUGAUUCCAUGGUGUAUUUUACUGAAUAUCAGUAAUUACAGUGCAAAUCCAAAUUAUUGUCAUAUUUUUUAAACAGGUUAGACACAUUGGACAAUGAUGGUUACUUAAAGUUACCUAUAUCUUGUCUUUCGCGUUACUAAGAUCAGAUUCUGCGGGUAAAAUUGCAAUAAUAAGGUGACUUGACUUGGACUUGACCUAUUUAAAGACUUUACUUGACUUGCCCAAGAAAAAAAUGACUUGGGACUUACUUGAGACUUGAAGGUUAAGACUUGAGACUCACUCGAGACUUACACGUGUGACUUGGUCCCAUCUCUGAUAUGUAGUAUCUAGUGCAAUUCUAAGAAUAGUACUUCAGCGUAUUAAUAUAGAUGACCACACAAUAUAGAUCUCGUUUUUGAGAGAUGAAGAGCUAAACUCUCGCGCUCUGUCGCACAUGGGCAAAUGAGUAUUUAGUCGGCGACCAAUUGAGCAAGUUCUCCCACUUACAAGAUGAGAAAUGCCUGUAAUUUUCAUCAUAGGUUUGGAUCGUUAAAUGAUUUUUAAAAAAUUAUCUGAAAAAUAAAUCCAGUCUAAUCAAUUUUAUUCUUAAGAAUGUUACAAUUUUCCAUUUCCAAUUUCGCGGAUCACCUGCAAUACCGCUACGGACCACUAGUGGGGCCAAAAGUAGUUGACCUGCGGUGCCUCGUCACCCGGAAGUAAUUGACCAUCAGCGUGAGCUCGUCACUGCGCUUGAGUUCAAUGACGCGGAAGUCUUGAAUGCCUGCCUGCUGUCAAUCCCCGUAGCGACGUUUUGCAUUUGUGAGCAUUAAUAUUUGGAGAAGUAAAAAUGAGUACGAUGUUCGCGGACACCAUCCUGAUCGUCUUUAUUUCCGUGUGCACGGCGCUGCUAGCCGAAGGUGAGCCAACCACGCUAGUAGCAACAAAUGCAGAAAAGGUUAUUUGCAAAAACUACUACCCUUUUAAACUUAUUGAAAACGGUACUGCAAGUCUGCAACACAACACAAUUGAUGUCGUCUAAGUGGAGAGGAAUCACGUGGGUGCUGGUCUACCGCACGGACAAGUACAAGCGGCUCAAGGCGGAGGUGGAAAAACAAAGCAAGCAACUGGAGAAGAAAAAGGAAACCAUCACAGACUCGGCGGGACGUCAGCAGAAGAAGAAGAUUG
Molecule: messenger RNA, 4019 nt
Organism: Syngnathus typhle (broad-nosed pipefish)
Lineage: Eukaryota; Metazoa; Chordata; Actinopteri; Syngnathiformes; Syngnathidae
Gene: tmco1
Product: transmembrane and coiled-coil domains 1
Exons: 6
Coding region: 51-1763 (570 amino acids)
Biological process (GO): endoplasmic reticulum calcium ion homeostasis; regulation of transcription by RNA polymerase II
Cellular component (GO): endoplasmic reticulum; nucleus; nucleolus
Molecular function (GO): calcium channel activity
Source: RefSeq, a predicted model, not a curated record